Chiloscyllium plagiosum (whitespotted bambooshark) is the source of this 1812-nucleotide messenger RNA. RefSeq lists its product as uncharacterized. Lineage: Eukaryota; Metazoa; Chordata; Chondrichthyes; Orectolobiformes; Hemiscylliidae. The record is from RefSeq and is a predicted model, not a curated record.
UUUGGUUUUAUUUUAGUUCGAAGCGACAGUAAACAUUGCAAAGUUCAGAAGGUCAGGUGUGUUGUCCUGAAAUGGGAAUUGAGUAAACAGUCCUGACCCUCUUUGCAAGUGAUAUUUUAGCUGAAAAUGUGUUGCUGGAAAAAUGCAGCAGGUCAGGCAGCAUCCAAGGAACAGGAGAAUCGAUGUUUCGGGCAUAAACCCUUCUUCAGGAUAUUUUAACCAAUUUCAAAACUUAGAUUAUGUAGGCACCCUUUCGACUGAAAUUCCAGGCCCAUUCUCUAAUUUGGUAAGUGCCUGGCGACUUGAUGUGCAGCAAUGGUGGCUAUUAGGGACAAGAGGUAUUGUACACCAUUAUCAUCCCAUUCACAGGCAAAUUUGUUUUAAUAUCGGCGGACGCCACAAGGCUAGACACACCCUCGUAAAUGCUGAAACACACAGUGGCCAGGAUUAAUGAGUCGCCUGAGGAUUAUAUAGAUGUGGGUUGGAUCAUUAGUUCUGCCCUGACUGAUCCUUCAGCUGUUCCUGCCUCAUGCACAAGGAGUUGCUCCCCAGUACAGGCAGGAUGGUGCUCGGCGCUGCAUUCGCUUGCUGCCUGUUCCUGAGCCUCCCUCGGGCUCAAUCUGCCUUCCCUGCUGCUUCCCCUUCCCCGUCCCUGGAGGCCGGCCCCUUCUACGAUUUCCUCAGCGGCAGCCUGGAGCUGGACCUGAGCGAUGACACCCUGGAUUCCGCCAUCAACAAGAGGAUGGGCAGGAGAGAGACCUUCCUAGGGCUCAGGCACCCACACUGCUCCAAGUCCAGGGAGAGCUGGUCCUCCAGUUCCAGCGGCCUGGCCGAAGUCACCGACACAGUCAAGUAUAGAGUAACCAUCACCACCGCCUCGACUGAACCCCCCUGGAAAGUUUUCCCAUUGUGGCACCUCCUGAUGUUCAUGAAGCGGUUUUACAGCUGCUGCAAACUGGGCUAUCCCUGUAAGAAGAUAAGAGGCUACCAGGGGCGUUUAAUUGGGCAUGACGAGAGGAAGAUGGAAUUCUUCCUAAGGCCGGAGUAUUUGAAUCUGAAUGUACUCCGAGCACAACUGAACUUGCACAUUGCCAACCCAGAUCGAGUGAUGCUGGAGGCAGAGAUCAGAUUAAAAAUGCAAGGCAUCACAGCUACCAAAACCACACGUAACAUCACCUGGCACAAACACGAUGAAUCCGAGCUAGCCUUCGACACGUUGUUCCUCUUCAAGAUGAUGAAGGAGGCACAUUUUAAGGAAGGUGGUGGGACAAUCGAGUUCUCCCUAAUACUGAAGUGCUCUCAGGGCAAUACAGCAUUGUCAUGCAGCGAACAUGGGGUCAGUGUGUUGCGUGCACCUUUCAUGGCCAUUGGUUACAUUUAACACACUCCAUUAAAGAGGGCGUGCAUCACAAUCUUUCCUGUUCAGCCGACUCAGCUGAAUAAAUGCAUGGACAGCUGAGGCUUGGUAUUGGAAUUGGCAGUUUUACCAGUUUGCACCAGCUUUAUUGCCCUCAUAAUGGAACCCCUCUUUAGCGGGAUUCCUGAUGGUCAAUCUUCCUCUUCAAGUGGGGUUUCUGAGCUGAAGCUCAAUGUCUACUUGCUCUUUAGUUAAGGGUCUGAAUGGUGUCCCUCACCAUUAACAGCGAUCCUGAAAGCAAGACAAAUUCUACAAAGUACAGGGUGACAUGGUGGCUCGGUGGUUAGCAUUGCUGCCGCACAACGCCAGGUACCCGAGUUUGAUCCCAGCUUGGGUGACUGUGUGGAGUUUGCAUGUUCUCCCCGUGUCUGCGUGGAUUUCCUUCAGGUGCUCCG